This is a messenger RNA of Rhagoletis zephyria (snowberry fruit fly), 324 nucleotides long. The record is from RefSeq and is a predicted model, not a curated record. Lineage: Eukaryota; Metazoa; Arthropoda; Insecta; Diptera; Tephritidae.
AUGAUUCAAAAGCUUCCCGCCAUCUUCACCUCAGUACUCCUGCUGCUGCUGCUGAUCACACUAGCACUGAAGUCCACUGAAGCUCGACCUCAGCACAAUGACAAUGGCUACGACGGCUACGACGACUACGGCCUGGAGGGCCUGGGCGGCCUGGGCGGCAUGUUCGGCGGCAUGGGCGCCCUCGGCGGACUGAUGGGCGGCGGCGCCAAGGGCGGGCUCGACCUGAAGGCGGGCUACGCCAUGAAGGAUGGCCUGGGUUUUGGCGGCCUGGGCGAGAUGAAGGGCGGCAUCGACCUGAAGGCGGGCGCGGCCGCCGGAGGAAAG